Molecule: messenger RNA, 837 nt
Organism: Priceomyces carsonii
Lineage: Eukaryota; Fungi; Ascomycota; Pichiomycetes; Serinales; Debaryomycetaceae
Gene: NCE103
Product: carbonate dehydratase
Exons: 1
Coding region: 1-837 (278 amino acids)
Biological process (GO): cellular response to oxidative stress; cellular response to carbon dioxide; carbon utilization
Cellular component (GO): cytoplasm
Molecular function (GO): carbonate dehydratase activity; zinc ion binding
Source: RefSeq, a predicted model, not a curated record
AUGAGAAGUAUCUUGAAAGUUCCAAGACGACUAUUAAAUACCAGCUCUAUAAAUAUGGGAAGGGAUAAUAUUUUGAAGCAUUUGAAAGAAAAGGGUGAAGUAAAUGGUGAUUCGGAGCUUGAGAUCCCCCAGUCAUCACCUCCUUUAUCAACUAGUGUCUUUGCUAACAACAAGUCGUCCAAUUUCCCAUUUACAUUGAGUAAGGAAUCAACUAUUCAGGAUUACUUAAAUAAUAACAAGUACUUUGUCGAUUCUAUUAAGCACAAUUACGACACUAAGAUCUUUGACAUCAAUAAACAGGGACAAUCGCCUCAUACUUUGUGGAUCGGAUGUUCUGAUUCUAGGGCAAGUGAGGGAUGUCUUGCGACCUUACCUGGAGAGAUCUUUGUGCACAGAAAUAUUGCCAACAUAGUGAAUGCAAAUGACAUUUCAUGCCAGGGGGUUAUUCAGUACGCAAUAGAUGUCUUGAAGGUUAAAAAAGUGAUCAUUUGUGGCCACACCGAUUGUGGUGGCGUUUGGGCUUCUUUAUCGUCAAAGAAAAUUGGUGGAGUCUUGGAUCUUUGGUUAAAUCCCAUCAGACAUAUCAGAGCUGCUAAUUUGAAAUACUUACACGAAUUCAACCAUGAUCCUCAUUUAAGGGCAAGAAAGUUGGUGGAGUUGAACAUUAUAUCUAGUGUCACUGCUUUAAAAAGACAUCCAUCAGCUUCUAUGGCAUUAAAGAAUGGCGACAUUGAAGUAUGGGGUAUGCUUUACGACGUUGGCACUGGUUACUUGCAAGAAGUCGAAGUACCUAACGAUGAAUUCGAGGAUCUAUUUCACAUACAUGAUGAAGUAUAA